This is a messenger RNA of Chaetomium strumarium, 1506 nucleotides long. RefSeq lists its product as uncharacterized. The transcript has a single exon. Bases 273 to 1289 code for a protein of 338 amino acids. The record is from RefSeq and is a predicted model, not a curated record. NCBI's taxonomy places the organism in Eukaryota, Fungi, Ascomycota, Sordariomycetes, Sordariales, Chaetomiaceae.
CAUCGGAUUGUCAGGGGAACUGCCAUGGCAGAGCCCCCGUCCAUAUGUGGUCCGUUAAGAAUAACGUUACCACACAGAUGGAUGGUUGGCGCGCUCACAACACAUGCAUGAAUGAAUUGAGCUUGCCCAUAUGGACCUAGAUCCCCGCGUCAGUGAGGUACUCACAUGGCGGUCUCGAACUUGGACUCCCCUAGACUCCCAUUUCAUCGCUGCUAUCUCGAAUCCCAGAAGCUCACCGGCCUGAAAGUUUCAACUUCAGUCUUCAGCACACAAUGAAGACCAUCGCAUCCUGGGCACUCGCCCUUCUACUGGUUACCUCCACAUUGGCCGCAGAUGGAGACGAUGGCUACAUCGGCUACCGUCUCGAGCACCGCGGCGAUCCCGAGUCGGCCAUCUACGAAACGGCCAACACUCCGCCCGGCGCGGUUCUUCCGCAGGAGCCCGACGUCUACCUCAACGCAUCCGUCAGCGUCGGCCACAUCGGCAUCGAAGUGGACAACAUCACGGCCAAGAUCAACGUCGACGCGCAGGUGCUCAACCUGCUACGCUUCAACGCGGGCGUCGACGCGAGCAUCGACCGGGUAAAGCUGACCAUCGAGAACGUCAGCGCCAAAGUCGAGCUCGAGGCGCGGCUCGAGAACGUCGUGGCCAUGGUCGACGACGUGCUCAGCAGCAUCGACCUGAACCCGGCCAUCGCCACGCUCGGGAAGGUCAUCAACAACACUCUCGGGGAUGUCGGUGACAUCAUUGGCGACAACCCCCCCAGUUCCAGUUCCAGUCCCAGUCCCAGUCCCAGCGCCACCAGCACCGAUACUAGUAGUGAUGCAACCACAACAACAACAAUUGCAACUGCAGCAGGCAAACGGUCGGACCAGCAGCAGCAGCAACCGCGCGACUACAACCUCGAGCAUAACAUUCUGUACAGCAUCAACGACUACACGGGCGCCCGGCACACCAACCGCAUCCUCGCGCAGAACGGCGACAUCGUCGACGAGUACCUCGACAACGACGGCACCGAGACGCGCCCGCCGCGGGUGGUCGGCAGCUACGCGACCGACAUGUCCUUCACGGGCCACAACCGGACCGUCACCGUCGAGGGCGAGGCGGAGGAUGGGUCGAGUGUAGUAACUGAGUUUGAGCUGCAGUAUGUGUAUGCGCCGUUCCCGGGCAUCGAGGUCACCAGCUGGGUGUAUGUGUCGGCUGCGGAUGGGCGCGUGACUAGGACGCGGGUUAUCUCCGAGGCGUUUGGUGGCGGGACGAGCACGGUUAGUAAUGACGAGGAUGAGUGAAGCUAGUAAGGUGUCUAUGCUAUGUAUCUGUUCGUGAGAAAUGGUUCGGAUUUGUUAGAUGGGUGGUGCUCGUUUGAACUUGGAAAUAUUGGACACGUUAGCGCGAAGAGCCCUAUGCCGAAGGACGAGUUUGGAACAGCGGUUUCCCACACACCUUUCUCUCCGCGGGGUUGGGCCGAGCUGUUCUGAAUGAACCUUACUACCGUGUCUGUGCCCA